AUGUCACUUCCAAUCAUCAAAGUUCAUUGGCUAAAUGAAUCAAGAGCUUUCAGGGUUUUAUGGCUAUUGGAUGAACUAAACAUUGACUAUGAAAUUAUUCCCUACAAAAGAGAUAAAGGAUUUCGUGCACCUGACGAAUUGAAAAACAUUCAUCCGUUAGGAAGGUCUCCGUUGAUUGAAAUAGUGGACAGAGAAAGUGGCAAACAAAAGAUCCUUGCGGAAUCGGGAUAUAUAUUCCAAUAUAUACUACAACAUUUCGAUAAAGACCAUAAGUUGAAUAAUGCGGAUCCUGACAAAGCCGAGGAAAUUCAAUAUUACUUGCACUACGUCGAAGGCUCCUUACAACCUCCUCUAAUGAUUGAAUUUAUCCUUUCGAAGGUAGAACAGGCACCAAUCCCAUUUCCGCUUUCUUACCUUGCAAGAAAAAUUACUGCAAAGAUAAGUGAAGGCUAUUCUCGUGGUGAACUCGCAAAUCAAUUAAACUUCAUUGAACAGGAGCUGUUGAAGAAUGAUGGCUAUUUGGUGGGUGGUCAAUUAAGUGCAGCAGAUAUAUUAAUCAGCUUUCCUUUAGAGAUGGCCUUUAUUAGGAAUUUUGCGAAGGAGGAGGAUUAUCCUAAUAUUCGGAAGUUUACAAAAAAUAUGAAAUCCUUAGAGUCUCACAAAACUGCGAAAGGAAAGGCUAGUGCAGUCGGCGGCAAAUUUUAA
Molecule: messenger RNA, 705 nt
Organism: Zygotorulaspora mrakii
Lineage: Eukaryota; Fungi; Ascomycota; Saccharomycetes; Saccharomycetales; Saccharomycetaceae
Gene: GTT1
Product: bifunctional glutathione transferase/peroxidase
Exons: 1
Coding region: 1-705 (234 amino acids)
Source: RefSeq, a predicted model, not a curated record